UCGGCCCACCUUUCGUGCGAUUGGCAUAGGCACCAGUGGGUAGGGUUCCGGCGCCGUCCACUACCGGCGCCGCCCCGAUACACAUACUGUGUGCGCCCUUCCUGCUCACUCUCCUGGCCGACCCCGCCCUCUUUCGGUCCCGCCCAAACCGCGCCGCCCGGCCAUCCGGUCACCAUCCCACCUACGCGACGCUACCCUUCUCCCACACAGUAGCCAGAUCGAAAAAGCGUCUUGCGUUGCCAAUCCAUGUCGGACCCAAUGGAGAUUGAGAUCGAGGGUAACCCAAUGGGGAACAACUCGCAGUACAAGAUGAUCGAAGUACUCGGGAGGGGCUCCUUUGGCCGUGUAUACAAAAUGAUGCACAUUGCCACUAACAAAAUUGUGGCAGUUAAGCAUCUUUUCUAUCCUGGAGAUCAGGAUGGGCUGAAUCCUCAUUUCAUUCGUGAGGUGGCCAAUCUCAAGAAGCUGUCGGCGUGCCCACAAGUUGUCACUCUGCUCGACGACUUCACACUAGAUGGCCAGACGGGCAGAUCCCAGGCUGCAUUCUUAGUAUUGGAGUUCAUGGAGUCGGAUCUAGAAAGAUUCAUUCAACGAUAUGACCCAAUGAAUCCAACUCCUGCCAGUACUGUAAAGAUUCUGAUGUACCAGAUAUGCAAAGGUGUGCAUGCGUGCCAUAAGGAGAGCCUUCUGCAUCGCGAUCUGAAGCCUAACAAUUUGCUUGUGAACAGUAGUACGCUGGAACUUAAGCUUGGUGACUUGGGUUUAAGUAGGGACUACUGUGAUCAUGUUGUUAGGGAACACACAGCAGGGUGGGUCUUCGUGAACUAUAAAUGUCCAGAGCUUUACCUUGGUGAACGCAAUUACUCCCGUGCAACUGAUAUGUGGUCUGUCGGCUGCAUUUUUGCGGAGCUGGUCACCACAAAGCAGCUGUUCCCUGGGCCCGAGGCAGAUGUGAUGCCCCAGAUUUUUAGGUUGUUUGGGACGCCUAAUGAGGCUAUAUGGCCAGGAGUAACAAGUCUGCCGAAGUGGUCGCAGUACGCACAUCUUCAAAACUACCCCACUGGAGAUUUGACUCAGGAAGUUCAUCGUCUGGACCCAGUUGGUGUAGAUCUUCUUAAGGGUAUGCUUCAAUAUGAUCCGAAAAAGAGAAUUUCUGCAAAAAGUGCUUUGGAGCAUCCAUAUUUCAAUGAUGUUGACAAACGACGUUAUUGAUUGAGUGGAGACAGUAGUGGUAAAGAUGAGUGAUUGGUUACUCAUUUGAAGAAGAUGAUUUGCAUGUUCUUGUUCUUUUAAUCCUCAGACUUUGUUAGUUAUUUUGUACCAAAUAUUCAAUAUUUAUCCAGUCUUUAGAAGUGAAGUACUAUUAGUUCUUUUAUUGUUUUUGAAAUUGUGAUGUCUCCAUGUGAAUGUAAGUUUACCGAAACAACUUUCUUACCAGCAUGGCUCAACUUUGAUGUGGAUGUAUAUACUCAUUUCCUUGAAACGAGAGGGGUUAAUGACA
Messenger RNA from Lolium perenne, 1501 nucleotides. Its product is annotated as cyclin-dependent kinase B2-1. Gene Ontology annotation, biological process: regulation of gene expression; protein phosphorylation; G1/S transition of mitotic cell cycle. Gene Ontology annotation, cellular component: cytoplasm; cyclin-dependent protein kinase holoenzyme complex; nucleus. The record is from RefSeq and is a predicted model, not a curated record. NCBI's taxonomy places the organism in Eukaryota, Viridiplantae, Streptophyta, Magnoliopsida, Poales, Poaceae. Gene Ontology annotation, molecular function: ATP binding; cyclin binding; cyclin-dependent protein serine/threonine kinase activity.